This is a messenger RNA of Cordyceps fumosorosea ARSEF 2679, 267 nucleotides long. RefSeq lists its product as hypothetical. The record is from RefSeq and is a predicted model, not a curated record. The transcript has a single exon. Bases 1 to 267 code for a protein of 88 amino acids. Lineage: Eukaryota; Fungi; Ascomycota; Sordariomycetes; Hypocreales; Cordycipitaceae.
AUGAGCACCGUCGCCGCGCAACCGAGCCCAUUUUCACGACGCCUUGUCUCCGAAAGUGGCGUGGCAGGCGCGUCGAGGUUUCAGGCCGCCGCCUGGGAGGCCACAACCCAGGACAUUUCAAGUCCGAGAACUCGCAAGUCGAGUUAUGACGACGUGUCGUCGCAAGUCGUCGUCCGAAAGACCGUCACGCGCCCGGCCGAUCGGAGCAUGCCGAGUCCUCGCCAGUCAUCUGGCAUUGCCCACGGUGGCGGUGUCCGUGAUGCCUGA